UUUAAAAAGGGCGCAUAGCAGGGAAUCGCAGAAGCCCGUUUCAUCGUCAAAAGCGAAAGAAACCAAUAGUUGAUGACGAUAAUUGACCUCGUGAGAAAAUACCCAAAACAGCACCAAAAAAAAAUUAUUUUACUUUGUUUUUUGCAAUAUAUAGGCACUUUCUACGCUGUGAGAUUCCCUCUCAGCUCUGAUUUUAUUUACUGCGAAAGCCCUUUGCUUGUUUUUCCACCGGAACAAUGAUCAAGCUAUUUAAGGUCAAGGAAAAGCAGAGGGAAAUUGCAGAAAAUGCCAAUGGGAGGGCACCUGUAAAGAAGCAAAGUGCAGGAGAAUUACGUCUUCAUAAAGAUAUCAGCGAACUGAAUCUACCAAAAACAUGUAGCAUUUUAUUUCCCAAUGGCAAAGAUGACUUGAUGAACUUUGAGGUUACCAUUCAGCCUGAUGAAGGUUAUUAUCUAGGUGGCACAUUUUUAUUCUCCUUCCAAGUUUCCCCCAUCUACCCUCAUGAAGCACCUAAGGUUAAAUGCAAGACAAAGGUGUACCACCCUAACAUUGAUUUGGAAGGAAAUGUUUGCCUCAAUGUUCUAAGAGAAGAUUGGAAACCUGUUCUAAACAUAAACACUAUAAUUUACGGAUUGUUUCAUCUCUUCGCGCAACCCAACUAUGAGGAUCCCCUCAAUCAUGAUGCUGCAGCUGUCUUGAGGGACAACCCGAAACUGUUCGAGUCCAAUGUGAGAAGAGCAAUGGCUGGUGGAUAUGUAAGCCAAACCUUCUUCGCUCGUUGUAUGUGAGCUGCACUUGUAUUAAAAGCAUCCAUUUGCUUGAAGGUUUAUCGUUUGUAAGACUUGCGUGCUGUUAGGAGACAUAUUCUUCCGCACUACGUGAGGCACGCUUAAAAGGUGUUUGUGCUGCUGUAACUAUAUGAUGUGUUUGUGAAAUUGGAUGGAUCAUCAUAAUUUUCGUUUUAUGAGUGAAACAAGUUCGGAUGUGGAACUUGUGACUUUUUUUUUUUCA
Molecule: messenger RNA, 1011 nt
Organism: Durio zibethinus
Lineage: Eukaryota; Viridiplantae; Streptophyta; Magnoliopsida; Malvales; Malvaceae
Product: NEDD8-conjugating enzyme Ubc12-like
Source: RefSeq, a predicted model, not a curated record